AGGAGCCACAGCCACGGCGCGGUGCCAGCGGCCGCCCCAGCAGGCGACCAGCACCCGGACGACGCCCUGGGCCUCGCCGCCCGCAGCGACGACGGCCGGACGUUCGGCGAGCUGCUCACGGGCUUCGCGCUGGACAGCUGCUCGAGCGCGCUCGGUGCGGCCCAUCCGACUGGGAAACGAAGGCCGCAGCGGCCCGGCGACGCCUUCUUCCUGGAGCGCGCGGCAGGGGGCGUGCGGUACUUGUUAUCUUGCUGAUCUACUUCGGUCUGCACGGUGCGGUGCCACGGAGGUGAGCCCUGCUCGACGAUGGCAUGCACGCCCACUCCUCGCCUCGCGAGGCGCAGGCCACCGUCCCCUGGCAGCCGGCCUUGGAGUCGCCUUGGCCCUCGCAGACGAAGGGAGCCAGGUUGCAGGCAUCUGAUUGUGGCGGAGUCCUGCUUCGACACCUGAUUGACUGAAUCUAAAUACUGUUUGAGUAAAUAGUCGAGUACAACGAGGAAGCGCACUGGAUCGCCACGAUUUGUUUAUACCAGGUUGCAUACCUGCAGCCUUUAUCGCGUGCUCAUCCCCAGUGACUUGGCCAACUGCAGAUCACAAUCUCUCCGCUGUUUUGUUCUCCCGUUCGGCAGGGGAUGUGGGGGUGGGCGACCUGUGGCCAAAACACUGUUUACAGCAGCGGUCGGGGUGGCAUGGGAGUUCUGCAAGUGUUACUGCGCGUCGGGCCCCGUUUCCACUGUACGCAUCGUUUUAUAUUUUGGACGUCGAUCUGGAUAUGGGAUGUUCAGGCAGCCUUGAGAUGGAAUGCGCCCAUCCUGGGUUGCAAUUCGGGGACCGCCAGGAAUCAAGCCUAGCCUUGCCCAUCUGGAGCCUUGACAUAUUGUGUAUACCUUUUUGUCCUGGCCAUGUCGGCCCGAGCACCGAAUGCUGUGUCCACGGUAGGUGGACCUGACCAGAAUCUGUGUUCCUUUCUCAUUUGCAUCUUCACAUUCCGUGCGAUGCCAGUCUGCUAACACCAAUGAUCCGGCGGUGGCCUAGGUAGGGUCCAGCUCGGGGCAUUGGUAAACGGCUUGCUUCUCUCGCUGGCUGAGCUUGGUGGGAAAUUCUGGGCAUUGGACGCCUUGGGCAAGGGGGGGUCCGCGGGCAACCACAUCCUCCUUCUUCCCAUCUCUUCCUUCCUUCCCCUCAUCCUCUGUGAGUAAUUCAUUGCGCUUGUCCUUCGCAUCUACACCUGGUCUCCACCAGGUCAUUGACAGCUGCCCAUGGGUUACACGUUGUAGUGCGCAUGCUGCCCACCUAACACGUGCCUUGGCCUCGAGCCGCGGGAAGGCAGAUGGACAGGAGUUGAGCUCCCGACAGUCGACUUUGCUUUCGGAUCAAUUCUCACAUCACGCGCCAGGCACUCCCUGCAAAACGGGCGUUGGUUGCUUACUGUUCGGACGUCGGCCACCAGUUGCAACCGACAAACGCGCUGUACCAGUGUUGUUUUUCUGAAGCCAUCUAGGUGUUCGGCUCUUUGACACUGUAAAGCCAUCAGGGCGGAGCCUAGGAGCUUUGGAUAGUGAAA
Molecule: messenger RNA, 1564 nt
Organism: Prorocentrum cordatum
Lineage: Eukaryota; Dinophyceae; Prorocentrales; Prorocentraceae
Source: the annotation of a GenBank genome assembly